Molecule: messenger RNA, 1791 nt
Organism: Parastagonospora nodorum SN15
Lineage: Eukaryota; Fungi; Ascomycota; Dothideomycetes; Pleosporales; Phaeosphaeriaceae
Exons: 3
Coding region: 1-1791 (596 amino acids)
Biological process (GO): spliceosomal complex disassembly
Cellular component (GO): U2-type post-mRNA release spliceosomal complex
Molecular function (GO): nucleic acid binding
Source: RefSeq, a predicted model, not a curated record
AUGGACGGCGACGGCGACGGCCAGAAGCGCAAGCGCACCUUUCGACAAGAACCCAAGAAAAAAGCAAAACUCGACGAUGGCAGCGCAAAACUCAAGUCGGGCUUUGGCGCAAAGCUGCUGGCCAAGAUGGGCUACACGGGUGAAGGUGGUCUGGGUCGCGAAGGGGAGGGUAUCUCGGAGCCCAUCCAAGUGGUCAUGCGCGGCACCAAAGGCGGUGUUGGUAUUGUAGCUGAGAAGAGCGAGCAGCAGCGGCGAGAAGAGCGGAGGAAGGCAGAAGCCAAUGGCGAGGAGUAUGUCGACACAUCCGAGGAGGAGCGCAGACAGAAGAAGCAGAAGAAAGCCAAGGCGAAGGGAGAGGCGCGCACAGCAGCACCACGGCCGAAGAAGACGGUCUUUGAGAUGGAAGCGGCUGGCAUGCAUGUGCCUCUGGCGCUGCAGUCCAUCAUCGACGCAACGACAGGCGCAUCGACUCCUACAUCUGGCGUAUCUCUCCGGGGCACCGAUGUCGUGCCUUUCGAGAGCUCUCUUCAAGCACGCACGCUGCGCUCGAAGACGCUGCAGCUGCUUUCACCGAGCUCGCAGGAUGUCAUACAACCACGAAGCAGGAGAAUCAACACUCAAACAUACACACACCCGUCAGAAGCGCUGGUGGCGCGCACGACCAUCGAUGAGGAGGAAGCAAUCAAGCGCGGCACUACUUCAUCCUACGAGACCAUGAUGCUCAAGUCACCCAAUGGGGAUGUAAAAGAGCCUCAUCCGAUGGUGCAUCUACUCGAAACCUGGACUCCCGUGCUGCCACCAUUCGUUGCAAAAAGAGUGCUUGAGCAGGUGACAAGGAAGCUUUCCACCUCAGUCCACGACUGGAAUCCACGCAAGUUCAAGAGGAGCCCUCACACAUGGCUUGUAGAAUGGCUACCUUACCUGAGGCCAUCAGACUUAGAUCCCAAGGGCACGGGUCUAGUUUCGGAGGUGAAGCGCAAACUCCGCCAUGCAUUACAGUCAAUCGACUUAUCUCGAGGGCCACUAGCGGGUAUGGAGUCGUGGAAAAAAGUCUUUGGGAAAGCAGAAUUCGACCACUUACUGACCGCGCACUUGGUCCCUCGGUUGGCCGCCUAUCUACGAGACAACUUAGAAGUCAACCCUGCCGAGCAAGAUUUGGCACCUCUGGAAGCUGUCUUCGCUUGGAAGGGCCUCAUCUCCAACCAGACUAUCGGCGAGCUACUAAGAGCUCAAUUCUUCCCCAAAUUCCUCGACAUCAUUCACCAGUGGCUGUCAAGUGAAGAGGUGGUAUUCGGUGAGGUUGACAAAUGGAUAGAGUGGUGGCGCGAUGAAAUUCUCAAAGCGGACAUCAAUGACCUGCCAUCCGUGGCUGCCUGCUGGGACGAAGUCUAUACAUUGAUCAACCAGGCCCUCGACCUGGGGUCAGCGAGGCUUACAGAUCUGCCAGCGCCGCGUGUCGAAAGCACCCGGGCGUCUCCUGAAACGCCUCAGUUCUCAAAAUCGGUCAAUAUGGAAGCGCCCCGUCCCGCGCCACAGUUGGAUGAGAUGACUUUCAAGGACGUAGUAGAGGAGUAUUGUGCGGAAGAGAACCUAUUGAUGAUACCGCUGCGCGAAGCACACGACACAACUGGUCUGCCGUUGUUCAGAAUCACGGCGAGCGCGUCUGGAAAAGGAGGAGCGAUUGCAUAUCUCAAGGGCGAUAUUCUUUGGGUACAGAACAAGAAAGAUAAGAGCGUUUGGGAACCCCAUGGUCUGGACGAAGCGCUUGUCGCAAAAGCCGAAGGAAAGUGA